Molecule: messenger RNA, 3398 nt
Organism: Biomphalaria glabrata
Lineage: Eukaryota; Metazoa; Mollusca; Gastropoda; Planorbidae
Exons: 5
Coding region: 220-954 (244 amino acids)
Source: RefSeq, a predicted model, not a curated record
AGCAUGACGACAUUACUCUAGCCAUGGUUGACACUAGUGUUGUCAAAAUAUACAAGCGUCUACCCUGUCAAGUGAUAAGCCACACUUCAAUUAAAUUCAUGUUCUAUAUUUAAGUCAAAGACUGCACCAUCAAUUGAAGUAUUGUAAUGACGCCAUCAAAUGAUGUGUGCUGAUCCAACGCAUGACACCAACAUAAACUGAGAGUAUUAGAAAGUGAAAAUGAAGAACAAUUGUGAUGACGUCACUUGUGAGCGCCCUGGAUCGUGUCUGGAAAUGGAACUCUUGCAAAUUGAUCACCAGGCUCAGAUCUACCACUUGCUAGAACUCAACACGAGCUCACUUAUUCAAGAAAGUGGCACUCAGCUUGGCAACAGCGAUUUAUUCAAUGCAUCUAGUUCGCCACAAAACUCAGCAAACUUUCCAUCGCUGGAAACGCAAGUCCAAACACAAGCGACAGACAUCUGGACGACUCAUUCUAAGCGAUGCAAAGACCCAGCCCUCCAAAACUCCAGUGUGACUGGGGGAGACAGUCACGUGAUCGGGGAUGUUGGGUUUCAGCUGCAAAGUUACAAAGCAAACUCUGACUGGCAGGGAGGGACAUUUAUUCCACCAGCUACUUGCUCAGAGGAAUUAGUGGUGCAGGCUACUCAGACAACUCAGACAACUCAGACUACGGUUAAAUGUUGCCAAAUUCUGAGCCUCGUUUUAGUGCUGCUAUUCUUCUGUCCUUGCGUUCCUCUCGCCUUGGUAGCGGCUUACAUCAAGGGAAUACAGUGGAAGAAGUUAUUUUAUUCGGACAAGAGUGUUGGGAACCUUACCGUUUGCAAUAUCCUAGUCAUCACUUUUGGCUUGAUGUUAUACGCAUUAAUUGGGUUUUUAAUAUGGUACAACAACGAACGAAUGGGUAAACCAGGUUUUACACUAAGUCAAAUCCCUUUCCACGUUGGUUUAUAAGACAGGGCCGGAUUUAAUUUAGUAGAGGUCCCCCGGCAGCACUAGGACCUAGAUUUAAUGUGAACUUUUAAAACUACCGUCUUUUUUGCGCAUAUUACACACACACACACACACACACACACACACGUGUAACCGGCACACCGGUAUACCCCCACACAAAUUACAAAAUAAGCAUCGGUGUUAUUUCUUUUCUUGAGGUAGACAUGUACAUGUGUACAUUUCACAACCACACAGCGAACUAUAGGAGGUGUACAUGUACAUGUGUACAUUUCACAACCACACAGCGAACUAUAGGAGGUGUACAUGUACACGUGUACAUUUCACAACCACACAGCGAACUAUAGGAGGUGUACAUGUACAUGUGUACAUUUCACAACCACACAGCGAACUAUAGGAGGUGUACAUGUACAUGUGUACAUUUCACAACCACACAGCGAACUAUAGGAGGUGUACAUGUACAUGUGUACGUUUCACAACCACGCAGCGAACUAUAGGAGGUGUACAUGUACAUGUGUACGUUUCACAACCACGCAGCGAACUAUAGGAGGUGUACAUGUACAUGUGUACGUUUCACAACCACGCAGCGAACUAUAGGAGGUGUACAUGUACAUGUGUACGUUUCACAACCACGCAGCGAACUAUAGGAGGUGUACAUGUACAUGUGUACGUUUCACAACCACGCAGCGAACUAUAGGAGGUGUACAUGUACAUGUGUACGUUUCACAACCACGCAGCGAACUAUAGGAGGUGUACAUGUACAUGUGUACGUUUCACAACCACGCAGCGAACUAUAGGAGGUGUACAUGUACAUGUGUACGUUUCACAACCACGCAGCGAACUAUAGGAGGUGUACAUGUACAUGUGUACGUUUCACAACCACGCAGCGAACUAUAGGAGGUGUACAUGUACAUGUGUACGUUUCACAACCACGCAGCGAACUAUAGGAGGUGUACAUGUACAUGUGUACGUUUCACAACCACGCAGCGAACUAUAGGAGGUGUACAUGUACAUGUGUACGUUUCACAACCACGCAGCGAACUAUAGGAGGUGUACAUGUACAUGUGUACGUUUCACAACCACGCAGCGAACUAUAGGAGGUGUACAUGUACAUGUGUACGUUUCACAACCACACAGCGAACUAUAGGAGGUGUACAUGUACACGUGUACAUUUCACAACCACACAGCGAACUAUAGGAGGUGUACAUGUACACGUGUACAUUUCACAACCACACAGCGAACUAUAGGAGGUGUACAUGUACAUGUGUACAUUUCACAACCACACAGCGAACUAUAGGAUGUUUACUUUCUUUAAUAUUAUUUUAUUUCAUAUGUAUUCAAACUCAUAUUUUGCUAUUAUUAUACAUCUUUUAAAUAAAUAUCACAAAGGUCGGGUAAUGAAUAUGUAAGUUUUCCAAGCUCAAAAAGAUUACAUUUUAUAGUACCGAAAAUUGACAGUCACUUGAAUCGUACAAAUUAAUACCACCAAUUGCAACAUUAAUUGUAAAAGGUUUAUAUUUUACAAAAUCGUGUCAGAAGAGAAUAAAAACAUUAUUCGUUAAACGUCAAAAUAUGUUACAUUUGUGGGAUUUAAAAAGGUUAGGAUUGUCACGCAUUUUAAUUCUCUGGUAUCUGAAAUACAUAUUGUCUUUUCCAACUUAAUAUUUAUGAGAAGUUGCUUUAACCACAUUUGUUGAUAUUAAGUAAAAAAAGGAACAGACGUGGAACAGGAUGUCAGAUAAAAUUAACAGCCAGGGAACCAAAUUCUAUAAUCUGUCAUCUCAGCACAUAGAUGCAACUACCAUAGUAAAGUGGGUGGGGUGGGGACGAGGGGUUACAAAAAUUAUAAAAAGGGGUACAACAUAGGUCAAAAGUUUGGGGAACACUGCUCUAGAUCUAGCCAAUCACAUCGCUUCGGUAUCUUUCAAAUAGGUCUCGAAGGUUUAGAUUCCUUCCUACAGUGUCUGCCAGAUAUAUGAUAGUCAUUAGUAUAGUCUCAUGCACUUUCGAUAGACUUAAAUAACUAUCUAGAUCUAGACUCUGCCCCCCUCCCCCCAAAAAAAAAAGUCAAUAGGCUGCGUGCAGAGACGGCCUUAUCAGUGCGCGGGGCCAUGGUCGAGUGUCAUAUUAGGGCAGUGGCGUAGCUAGCAAUGUGCGGGUGGUACGGUCCGCACGGGGCAUCAAGUGGAGGGGGGGGCAUCAAACCGAGGACAAACUUUCACAGUAAAACUACACAUUGUAAUUACAUAAAUACCAACAAGAACAUGUAUUAAUUUUGUUAAUUUGUUAUGUCCUUUAUUAUUUCUUAAAUUAAAUGUAAGUUGUAGACCAGCUUGAAUUAAAUUAUACCAGAUUUGUUUAAAUGUCUGAAAGCAAUGCAAUUAUAAUUUUUUUUUUGUUGAAGUUUUACAUGAUAUAACUUCAUUGUUCAAUGCACUGGUUAUGGA